CAACGUUCCACAUCCGGGAAGUUCAAGAUGAAUAUGGCGGACGCGUCCCCAGCAGGACCAAGUAGGCACGAAAAAAGCCUCGGUCUUCUCACUACAAAGUUCGUCACCCUCCUCCAAGAAGCGAAAGAUGGAGUUUUAGAUCUUAAAGUGGCUGCAGACACGCUGGCUGUCAGACAGAAGAGAAGAAUCUAUGACAUCACCAAUGUUCUGGAGGGCAUAGGUCUCAUCGAGAAGAAAUCCAAAAACAGCAUACAGUGGAAGGGCGCGGGUCCAGGCUGUAACACGACAGAGAUCUCCAACCGGCUGGGAGAGCUGAAGGAUGAGCUGGAGGCCCUGGAGAGGAAGGAGGCUGAGCUGGACCAGCAGCGGCUCUGGGUGCAGCAGAGCAUCAAGAACGUCACGGAGGACGUGGAGAACCACAGGCUGGCCUACGUCACACACGAGGACCUCUGCAGGUGUUUUAGAGGAGACACACUUCUAGCAGUCCAGGCCCCGUCAGGUACACAGUUAGAGGUUCCCAUCCCCGAGGCAGCGUCACAAGCACAGGGCAAAAAGUACCAGAUCCACCUCAAGAGUCACUCUGGUCCAAUCUACGUCCUUCUGGUCAACAAGGACACGUCCAGCUCCAGUCCAGUCGUGGUGCCGGUCCCCCCGCCGGACAUGCCCGCGGUACAACAGGGCACCCCGGCUAAAGUACCACAGCAGACUGUUCCACUCAUACAGCAAGGUGUUUCUGUCCCUGGGAAGUCCACAGUCCCACAAACAUCAGUAGCAGCCUCUCCCAUGGACACCAUGAGCUUACCUCCCACCCAGCCCUCUCCUGUCAAACCUGGAAUAGUACCAGCACUGGGUGGAGAAAUUCAUGCAUUUGGAGACAUUGGUGGACUGUUUGACCCCUCAAAAGAUCCAUCCAUGGAUGGAGAGUUUAUAGAUGAACUGAUGGCAUCAGAAGCCUUCGCCCCUCUGCUGAGGUUAUCUCCACCCCCUGGUGACCACGACUACCACUUCAACUUGGACGACUCGGAAGGUGUCUGUGACCUCUUUGAUGUCCCCAUGUUGGACCUCUAGAAACAACGGCAGCUGUUCUAACAAACAAACAAACAAACAUAUGAAAAAAGACCUGUUUGUUGCUGAAUAAGCUACUGUACAGUUUUGUUGGACAGGAUAUGGUUUUUAUGUAGGUACAAGUACUGGACAUAUUAUCUGUAUAUAUAGAUGUAGACAAGAUGGCUUGAAAGAAAACAAUAAGAAAACCUCCCAUCAUUUUCCACCUGCUGGUCUACUAUCAGGUGCAGUACCAAUACAAGACGACAGGUGUCUCUUCUGUACAGCAAAGAAAUUAAACUACAUGUAUUAGCCACACAGUCAAGCACAAAUUGAAAUGUCACAGAAAGGCAUAUAGUAUUUCUGCCCUUCUGUGUAGGAGUUUUGUUUGGUGUAUUUGUCUAGAUUUGGUGUUUUCAUUAUUAAUUUUAAA
This is a messenger RNA of Branchiostoma belcheri (Belcher's lancelet), 1477 nucleotides long. Its product is annotated as transcription factor E2F5-like. Lineage: Eukaryota; Metazoa; Chordata; Leptocardii; Amphioxiformes; Branchiostomatidae. The record is from RefSeq and is a predicted model, not a curated record. Gene Ontology annotation, cellular component: RNA polymerase II transcription regulator complex. Gene Ontology annotation, biological process: regulation of transcription by RNA polymerase II. The transcript is spliced from 8 exons. The coding region runs from base 28 to 1068 and encodes 346 amino acids. Gene Ontology annotation, molecular function: protein dimerization activity; DNA-binding transcription factor activity, RNA polymerase II-specific; RNA polymerase II cis-regulatory region sequence-specific DNA binding.